Molecule: messenger RNA, 3291 nt
Organism: Saccostrea echinata
Lineage: Eukaryota; Metazoa; Mollusca; Bivalvia; Ostreida; Ostreidae
Product: fibropellin-1-like
Exons: 25
Coding region: 1-3291 (1096 amino acids)
Biological process (GO): cell-matrix adhesion
Molecular function (GO): calcium ion binding
Source: RefSeq, a predicted model, not a curated record
AUGGAUGCUGGAAAAGUCAAAAGCUACCUGGAUCUUGAUAGUUUAAGAUUGGACACACACGAUGAAAUAGAAAGACAUCUGAAGAAAGCAUUGUCUUCAACAAAAUGUAAGAGGAGGAAUUGCGAGUGUAAACAUUUGAAUUUGAAGGACAUUGAUCAAAAUUAUGACGAUAUAGGGGCUCAUUUGAAAAUUAAUAUCUUAACCACACAUCAUGAACUUAUACACGGAUUUCUGAAAAGUGGAAAUUUGUUACACGCCUUAGUGUCUCAUUUUAAUGAGUUAAGAGGAAGAAACAAAACACUGUAUGGAUGUCUCAUGUAUAUUGUUGCUAAAGGAAAGUAUAGAGUAGGAGAAUCUAUUGAUCACAAGGUGAUGGAAUAUUGUAACAUUGACGCAGUUUUACAAAUAGUGCGACCAUGCGAUUUUGGCGAUUGUGAAGACAAGACUAAAUUCUGUGUAAAAGCAGAUAAUGAAGCCAUCAAUUAUUUCUAUAAACACAUUGUAAAGAGUGACAAACGACUUGAGGAAUCAUUGAAAGAUCAUCCGCUAGUUCGAUACGCAGUUGCUUUGCCUCUUAGUGAUUUCUAUCCAUUCGGAUUUACUGCGGGGGAUUCACGAUUACUGCCUGAUGAUGAUUCCUCCCAGAGUGUCCCCAUUCCAGCUGGUUUUCCCUGUUUUGGACAUAUGUACUUUUAUCUUUAUGUGAAUAACAAUGGAGAUUUGUCUUUUGAAUCCCCGCUGAACGAAUAUUCUCCGACACCUUUUCCAAUAAAUGGGUCUCAUCGUAUUAUUGCUCCAUUCUGGGCAGACGUUGAUACAAGGUACAACAAUGGAAGUAUGAAUACCUUCCAGUCUUUAUUAAUCACCGAUGGCAUUUAUUCCUUUGCUGUUCUGAACUACUACAAGAUUGUGUGGACAACAGGAACAUCCAAUGGGGGAAAUGUAUCCACAGGACUUGGAGGCAUAACAGCACAAGUUGGAUUUAACAAUGGGGAUGGAAUUCAUUUCUACUCCGUAGAAGGAUCAAGGACAAAUGACGUUUUAAACCUUACCCACAUUUCAAACAUCAACAUUCCGGGUCAGUUUGUGUUCCGAGUGGACGAUACUAUUACUAUCACCGGAGAAACUGAUAGCUGUACUAGCAAUCCCUGUGUUAAUGGUGUCUGCACUAAUCAUACCAACAGUUACACUUGUGUCUGUCUAGUUGGUUAUACAGGACAGCAAUGCGAAAUAGAUAUCAAUGAUUGUGCUAGCAAUCCCUGUAUUAAUGGUAUAUGCAAUGAUCACACAAACGGGUUUACUUGUGUCUGCCCAGCAGGUUACACGGGACACCAAUGUGAAACAGAUAUCGAUGAUUGUGCUAACAAUCCCUGUGUUAAUGGCGUCUGCACUGAUCGUACAAACGGGUAUACUUGUGUCUGUUCAGCGGGGUAUACAGGACAACAUUGUGAAACAGAUAUCGAUGAUUGUGCGAACAAUCCCUGUAUUCAUGGUGCCUGCACUGAUCUUACAAACGGGUAUAUUUGUGUCUGUCUAGCCGGGUAUACAGGACGACAAUGUCAAACAGAUAUCGAUGAAUGUGCUAGCAAUCCCUGUAAUUAUGGUGUCUGCACUGAUCAUACAAACGGGUAUACCUGUGCCUGCCAAGCGGGUUAUACAGGACAACAAUGUGGAACAGAUAUCGAUAAUUGUGCGAACAAUCCCUGUAUUCAUGGUGCCUGCACUGAUCUUACAAAUGGGUAUAUUUGUGUCUGUCAAGCCGGGUAUACAGGACAACAAUGUGAAACAGAUAUCGAUGAUUGUGCUAGCAACCCCUGUGUUAAUGGUGUCUGCACUGAUCGUACCAACGGGUAUACUUGUGCGUGUCAUGUGGGUUACACAGGAGAACAAUGUACAACAGAUAUCGAUGAUUGUGCGAACAAUCCAUGUGUUAAUGGUGCCUGCACUGAUCUUACAAAUGGGUAUAUUUGUGUCUGUCAAGCCGGGUAUACAGGGCAACAAUGUGAAACAGAUAUCGAUGAUUGUGCUAGCAACCCCUGUGUUAAUGGUGUCUGCACUGAUCGUACCAACGGGUAUACUUGUGCGUGUCAUGUGGGUUACACAGGAGAACAAUGUACAACAGAUAUCGAUGAUUGUGCCAACAAUCCCUGUGUUAAUGGUGCCUGCACUGAUCUUACAAACGGGUAUAUUUGUGUCUGUCUAGCCGGGUAUACAGGACAGCAAUGUGACACAGAUAUCGAUGACUGUGCGAACAAUCUCUGUGUCAAUGGUGUCUGCACUGAUCGUACAAACGGGUAUACUUGCGUCUGUCAAGCGGGUUAUACAGGACAACAUUGUGAAACAGAUAUCGAUGAUUGUGCGAACAAUCCCUGUGUUAAUGGUGCUUGCACUGAUCUUACAAAUGGGUAUAUUUGUGUCUGUCAAGCGGGUUAUACAGGACAACAUUGUGAAACAGAUAUCGAUGAUUGUGCUACCAAUCCCUGUAUCAAUGGCGUAUGCGCUGAUCGCACAAACGGGUAUACAUGUGUCUGCCCAGCAGGUUAUACGGGGCAUCAAUGUGAAACAGAUAUCGAUGAUUGUGCUAUCAACCCCUGUGUUAAUGGUGUCUGCACUGAUCAUACGAAUGGGUAUACCUGUGCCUGUCAAAUGGGUUAUACAGGACAACAUUGUGAAACAGAUAUCGAUAAUUGUGCGAACAAUCCCUGUGUUAAUGGUGUCUGCACUGAUCUUACAAAUGGCUAUAUUUGUGUCUGUCAAGCAGGGUAUACAGGACAACAGUGUGAAACAGAUAUCGAUGAUUGUGCUAUUAAUCCCUGUGUCAAUGGCGUAUGCGCUGAUCAUACAAACGGGUAUACUUGUGUCUGCCCAGCGGGUUAUACAGGACAGCAAUGUGAAACAGAUAUCGAUGAUUGUGCUAGCAACCCCUGUGCGAAUGGUGUCUGCACUGAUCUUACGAACGGGUAUAUCUGUGCCUGUCAAGCGGGUUAUACAGGACAACAAUGUACAACAGAUAUCGAUGAUUGUGCGAACAAUCCCUGUGUUAAUGGGGUCUGCACUGAUCAUACAAAUGGGUAUACUUGUGUGUGUACAGCAGGUUAUACAGGACAACAAUGUGAAACAGAUAUCAAUGAUUGUGCAAGCAAUCCCUGUGUUAAUGGUGUCUGCACUGAUCGUAAAAACGGGUAUACUUGUGUCUGUCCAGCGGGUUAUACCGGGCAGCAAUGUGAAACAGGUAAAAAUAAAGAGGGAGUUAUUGAAUAUAUUUUUUUCCUGGAAAACAUAAAACCAUAG